CCGAGGAUCCCCGGGAGGCGGGGUCAGGGCGGGCCGGCGCUCGGUUCCCGGAAGCCGCUGCCUGUGAGUGAGGCUCCCGCCGAGCGGACCGGCGCCGCGGCCGGAGGUCCAGCAUCCUCUCCCGCGCCCUCCCGGAACCGCGCAUACCGCCACCACCGCGGUACCCCCGGGGCAAGAUGCUGCCGGUGCACACCCAGGUGAAGCCCAACCCGUUGCAGGACGCCAACCUCUGCUCGCGCCUGUUCUUUUGGUGGCUCAACCCCUUGUUUAAAGCUGGCCACAAGCGGAGACUGGAGGAAGAUGACAUGUUUUCAGUGCUUCCAGAAGAUCGCUCAAAGCACCUCGGAGAGGAGUUGCAAGGGUACUGGGAUAAAGAAGUUCUGCGAGCCAAGAAGGACGCACGGAAACCUUCCUUAACUAAGGCGAUCAUAAAGUGUUACUGGAAGUCUUACGUGAUUUUGGGAAUUUUUACGUUAAUUGAGGAAAGCACCAGAGUGGUUCAGCCCAUAUUUUUAGGGAAAAUUAUUGAUUAUUUUGAGAAGUACAAUUCCAGCGACUCCGUGGCUCUGGCCACAGCCUAUGGCUACGCUGCGGUGCUGUCGGUGUGCACACUGAUUCUGGCCAUCCUGCACCACUUGUACUUUUACCAUGUGCAGUGUGCUGGCAUGAGGCUAAGGGUAGCCAUGUGCCACAUGAUUUACCGGAAGGCACUUCGGUUAAGUAACUCGGCCAUGGGGAAGACGACCACGGGCCAGAUAGUCAACUUGCUCUCCAACGACGUGAACAAAUUCGACCACGUGACAAUUUUCCUGCACUUUCUGUGGGCGGGGCCGCUGCAGGCCAUCGCAGUGACCAUCCUUCUCUGGGUGGAAAUAGGAAUUGCCUGCCUGGCGGGCAUGGCCGUUCUGGUAAUUCUUCUGCCUCUGCAAAGCUGUAUUGGGAAGCUGUUCUCAUCACUGCGGAGUAAGACCGCAGCGUUCACUGACACCAGGAUCAGGACCAUGAAUGAAGUCAUAACGGGCAUGAGGAUAAUAAAGAUGUACGCGUGGGAGGAGUCAUUCGCUGACCUCAUUACCAACCUGAGAAAGAAGGAAAUUUCCAAGAUUCUGAGCAGUUCCUACCUCAGAGGGAUGAACAUGGCGUCGUUCUUCAUCGCAAACAAGGUCAUCCUGUUUGUGACCUUCACUACCUACGUGCUGCUUGGCAAUGAGAUCACGGCUAGCCGCGUCUUUGUGGCGAUGACUCUGUACGGUGCUGUCCGGUUGACGGUCACCCUCUUCUUCCCCUCGGCCAUCGAGCGAGCGUCGGAGGCAAUCGUCAGCAUUCGGAGGAUCAAGAACUUUCUGCUACUUGAUGAGCUCCCGCAGCGCAAAGCCCAGGAGCCAUCUGACGGCAAAGCCAUCGUGCACGUGCAGGACUUAACCGCUUUCUGGGACAAGACAUUAGACACUCCAACCUUACAAGGCCUUUCCUUCACUGCCAGACCUGGGGAACUGCUAGCUGUGGUCGGCCCAGUGGGAGCAGGCAAGUCGUCCUUGCUGAGUGCGGUGCUGGGCGAGCUGCCCCCUGCCAGUGGGCUAGUCAGCGUGCACGGGAGAGUUGCCUACGUUUCCCAGCAGCCCUGGGUGUUCUCGGGGACCGUGAGGAGCAAUAUUUUGUUUGGGAAGAAGUAUGAAAAAGAGCGAUAUGAGAAAGUGAUCAAGGCCUGUGCUUUGAAAAAGGACUUACAGCUGCUGGAGGAUGGGGAUCUGACAGUCAUAGGAGACCGGGGAGCCACGCUGAGCGGAGGGCAGAAAGCACGGGUGAACUUGGCACGGGCAGUCUACCAGGACGCCGACAUCUACCUCCUUGAUGAUCCGCUCAGCGCUGUCGAUGCGGAAGUGGGCAAGCAUCUGUUCCAGAUGUGCAUUUGUCAGACUUUGCACGAGAAGAUCACCAUUUUAGUGACUCACCAGCUGCAGUACCUAAAGGCCGCCAGCCACAUCCUGAUACUGAAAGAUGGUGAGAUGGUGCAAAAGGGGACUUACACCGAGUUUCUGAGAUCUGGCGUAGAUUUUGGCUCCCUUUUGAAGAAGGAGACUGAGGAGGCUGAGCAUUUCUCAGCCCCGGGAACGCCGACGCUCAGGAACCGAACCUUCUCCGAGGCCUCCAUUUGGUCCCAGCAGUCAUCCAGACCUUCUUUGAAAGAUGGGGCCCCAGAGGGCCAGGAUACAGAGAACACGCAGGCAGCGCAGCCGGAGGAGAGCCGCUCAGAAGGGAAAGUCGGCUUCAAGGCCUACAAGAACUACUUUGCUGCUGGCGCGUCUUGGUUUUUCAUCAUCUUCCUUGUUCUGCUGAACAUGGCAGCUCAGGUUUUCUACGUUCUUCAGGACUGGUGGCUCUCCUACUGGGCAAACAAGCAGGGUGCUCUGCGUAACACUACAAAUGCAAACGGAAGUGUAACUGAGACGCUAGACCUUAACUGGUACUUAGGGAUUUAUGCAGGCUUGACUGGGGUUACAGUCUUUUUUGGCAUAGCAAGAUCCCUGCUGGUGUUCUAUGUUCUCGUGAACGCUUCCCAAACUUUGCACAACAGGAUGUUUACGUCCAUCCUGAAAGCCCCGGUGUUGUUCUUCGAUAGAAAUCCAAUAGGAAGGAUUUUAAAUCGUUUCUCCAAAGACAUCGGACAUAUGGAUGACUUGCUCCCCCUGACGUUUUUAGACUUCAUCCAGACGUUGCUGCUUGUGGUGAGUGUCAUAGCUGUGGCUGCUGCCGUGAUCCCCUGGAUCAUCAUACCCCUGGUCCCGCUAUCAAUCAUCUUCCUGGUCCUCCGGCGGUAUUUCUUAGAGACGUCAAGGGAUGUCAAGCGCCUGGAGUCUACAACACGGAGUCCGGUAUUCUCCCACCUGUCGUCCUCCCUUCAGGGACUGUGGACCAUCCGGGCUUAUAAAGCGGAAGAGAGGUGCCAGGAGCUGUUUGACGCACACCAGGACUUGCAUUCAGAGGCUUGGUUCCUGUUUCUGACGACGUCAAGAUGGUUUGCCGUGCGUCUGGAUGCCAUCUGUGCCAUUUUUGUCAUCGUCGUUGCCUUUGGGUCCCUUGCUCUGGCAAAAACUUUGGAUGCUGGACAGGUUGGCUUGGCCUUGUCCUACUCCCUCACGCUCAUGGGGAUGUUCCAGUGGUCUGUGAGACAGAGUGCCGAAGUGGAGAAUAUGAUGAUUUCUGUCGAGAGGGUAAUUGAAUACACGAACCUAGAAAAGGAAGCGCCUUGGGAGUGCAAGAAGCGCCCACCCCCAGGCUGGCCCCAUGAGGGAGUUAUCGUCUUCGACAACGUAAACUUCACCUACAGCUUGGACGGGCCUCUGGUGCUGAAGCACCUGACUGUACUCAUCAAGUCCAGAGAGAAGGUUGGAAUUGUGGGAAGAACCGGAGCUGGAAAAAGUUCCCUCAUCUCAGCCCUUUUCAGAUUGUCAGAACCGGAAGGAAAAAUCUGGAUUGAUAAAAUCUUGACAACUGAGAUUGGACUUCACGAUUUAAGGAAGAAAAUGUCAAUCAUACCCCAGGAACCAGUUCUGUUCACUGGAACAAUGAGGAAAAACCUGGACCCCUUUAAUGAGCACACGGACGAGGAGCUUUGGAAGGCCUUAGAAGAGGUGCAACUUAAAGAGGCCAUUGAGGAUCUUCCUGGUAAAAUGGAUACCGAGUUAGCAGAAUCGGGAUCCAACUUCAGUGUUGGGCAGAGACAGUUAGUGUGCCUCGCCAGGGCCAUCCUGAAGAAGAAUCGGAUAUUGAUCAUCGAUGAAGCGACAGCAAAUGUGGAUCCAAGGACGGAUGAGCUGAUCCAGCAGAAAAUCCGGGAGAAGUUUGCCCAGUGCACGGUGCUCACCAUCGCCCACCGCCUGAACACCAUCAUCGACAGUGACAAGAUAAUGGUUUUAGACUCAGGAAGACUGAGAGAAUAUGAUGAGCCAUAUGUUUUGCUGCAGAAUCCCGAGAGCCUCUUUUACAAGAUGGUUCAGCAGCUGGGCAAGGGCGAAGCCGCUGCCCUCACCGAAACAGCAAAACAGGUGUACUUCAGAAGGAAUUACCCAGACAUUACGUUCACCAGCCCCGCGGUUACGAACACCUCCAAUGGACAGCCCUCGGCCUUGACGAUUUUUGAAACAGCAUUGUGACUACCAAGAAAUAGAGUCCGUCCCACCUGUCUCCUCCGAGGGCCCCACACUUCACAGACUACGACACACUUGGUUUCCACUAUGCCGCAAAUCCUUCACACACAAGAUACUGGUGUCUUUGGAUUUUUUUUUCCCUCCAACUUUGUUCAGUGAUUUCAGGUUUGGUUUUGUUUAAGCGUUCCAGCUGUUCUUUCCUAGCCCAGUUCCGAGGUGCAGUCCACCGACAACGGCUGUCUACCAGGUUUUGUGCCUUAACAGACUCUAGGGCCAAAGCCCAUCCUUUUUACAAGCUGUCACAGCAGUUUGCUUCUUCGUGUUGCCUUUAA
Molecule: messenger RNA, 4480 nt
Organism: Acomys russatus (golden spiny mouse)
Lineage: Eukaryota; Metazoa; Chordata; Mammalia; Rodentia; Muridae
Gene: Abcc4
Product: ATP binding cassette subfamily C member 4
Exons: 31
Coding region: 177-4154 (1325 amino acids)
Biological process (GO): transmembrane transport
Cellular component (GO): plasma membrane
Molecular function (GO): ABC-type transporter activity; ATP binding; ATP hydrolysis activity
Source: RefSeq, a predicted model, not a curated record